GGUCCAGUGGCGGGGUGAGCCCUUGCUCUAAUCUGGGUUACGGGUUUUAAUCAGCUUAGCCCACUGCUACCACUGCUGGGUGGGCACAUUCUGUAGCUCCAGCCUGGUUUGUUCUCCACCUCUCAAGACACCUUGCAGGGACACUCGGUUCGCAGGCAGAGGAACACGUCUGGCAGAAGAGAAAUGGACUCCACUGAGGUUGCACCUGCUGCCGACACGUACCCCAAGAAAAUACUGGAGUAUAUGGAAGGCUUCCUAGUCUCCAAGACGCUGUUCACAGCUUGCGAGCUUGGUGUGUUCGACGUGUUGUUGGCUGCAGCACGCCCUCUGUCCGCGGAAGAGAUCAGCCAGACGGUCGGCGCCAGUCUGGACGGCACCGAGAGACUCCUAGCGGCCUGCAGUGGCCUUCAGCUGCUGGAGACGCACCAGCAUAAUGGACAAGUGUCUUACAGUAACACAGAGCAGGCCAGCCUCUAUCUGACCCGCUCCGGUUCCGCAACCCUCUACCAUUCUAUCCAGUACAGCUCCAGAACAAUCUAUCUCUGCUGGCACUACCUGACUGACGCUGUCAGGGAUGGAACAAACCAAUAUGAAAAAGCCUUUGGUGUCAGCUCUAAAGACUUGUUUCACGCUCUGUACAGGUCUGAUGAGGAGAUGGUGAAAUUCAUGCAGCUCAUGAACUCCAUAUGGAACGUUUGCGGCAGAGAUGUGAUCACAGCCUUUGAUCUUUCACCUUUUAAGGUCAUCUGUGACCUUGGAGGCUGCAGCGGGGCAUUAGCCAAGCAGUGCACGUCGGCCUACCCAGAGUGCACGGUGAAGAUCUUUGACCUCCCCAAGGUGGUGCAGACGUCCAGGGAACACUUUGUCAAGGAGGAUGACCACAGGAUAAGCUUCAUUGAAGGCGACUUCUUCAAUGACCCCCUACUUGAGGCGGACCUCUACAUCCUGGCCAGGAUCCUCCAUGACUGGACGGAUGAGCGUUGUGUAGAACUGCUCAGUAGAGUCCACAAAGCAUGCAAACCAGGAGGAGCUGUUUUGCUGGUGGAGGCGUUGCUGUAUGAGAACGGCGCCGGCCCGCUUACAGCGCAGCUCUACUCCCUGAACAUGCUGGUGCAAACAGAGGGUCGGGAGCGAACAGGGGCCCAGUACAGCGCCAUGCUGACUGCCGCCGGCUUCACUAACAUCCAGUACCGACUCACAGGCAAAAUCUAUGAUGCAGUUCUGGGUCUUAAAGAAGCAUGAACUUGAGCAAGAAUGAAAAUGAUGGUUCCCCAGGACUGAAAUUUCACAUUAUAAGUGCAAUCAAUGCAAUUUUGGAUUUAUAUUCCAUUACCACAAGUAGCCGCUUCUACUUAAGAUGCAAACAAAAGUAGCGCAUUCAUGGAAUCCAAAAUUAUAUUUUUGUGAUGUACCUCUAUACAAAUAAAAAACC
This is a messenger RNA of Dunckerocampus dactyliophorus (ringed pipefish), 1432 nucleotides long. RefSeq names its product acetylserotonin O-methyltransferase (gene asmt). The coding region runs from base 184 to 1242 and encodes 352 amino acids. The transcript has 8 exons. Gene Ontology annotation, molecular function: acetylserotonin O-methyltransferase activity. The record is from RefSeq and is a predicted model, not a curated record. Gene Ontology annotation, biological process: methylation; melatonin biosynthetic process. Lineage: Eukaryota; Metazoa; Chordata; Actinopteri; Syngnathiformes; Syngnathidae.